Messenger RNA from Trichomycterus rosablanca, 738 nucleotides. RefSeq names its product Rieske domain-containing protein. Bases 120 to 614 code for a protein of 164 amino acids. Gene Ontology annotation, molecular function: 2 iron, 2 sulfur cluster binding. The record is from RefSeq and is a predicted model, not a curated record. The transcript is spliced from 4 exons. Lineage: Eukaryota; Metazoa; Chordata; Actinopteri; Siluriformes; Trichomycteridae.
GUGAGUUCUGGAUGUUGUGAGUUCAGACAUGGCAGAUAAACGUCACAUCCUGCAGGAGCUGCUUUGUUGGCACGACUGCAUCAAACCUGCAGCUUUAACCUCAGGUGUGUUCUACAGUGAUGUCAUCAGAUGAGGGCGUGUCUCCCUCCACAGACUUGUAUUUUAUUGGUCAGCGUGAUGAGGUCAUCAGAGCGAAGCGUGUAGUGAAGUGUGUGAAUGGUCGAGAUGUUCUGGUUCUUCACCACCAGGGGGCGUUUCACGCUCUGGAUGCUCGCUGCUACCAUGCUGGAGGUUCUUUACAGAACGGAGACAUCGAGGAGAUAGCCGGGCGGGCGUGUAUCGUGUGUCCGUGGCAUAAGUAUAAAAUCUCUCUGAGCGACGGUGAGGGUUUCUACCAGGCCGUCGAUCCUUCAGUUAAACCGCUAACGCCGCGCUGGUGCUCUAAAGGCCUCAAACAGAGAGUUCACAAGGUCACAGAGGUUAACGGGGGCGUGUUCGUCACCCUCAGUGUUGAACCUGAACACGUGGAAUCAGACUACUACCAGUCCGAAAAAUACAGAGACCCUACGCCAAAACAGGAAGUGACGUCACAGGUAAAGACUGUAAUGAGGUGAGUGUUUGAGCUCGACACUGCCUCCUCCUGACCGGUGGUGAGAAUAACUCGACAAGCGACAGAGUAAAAAAACUUUUAAUAAAUUUAAUUUUUUUUCUAAAAUCAUAAUAAAUAAUAAAUAAAUA